Messenger RNA from Phialemonium atrogriseum, 3521 nucleotides. RefSeq lists its product as uncharacterized. The coding region runs from base 237 to 3401 and encodes 1054 amino acids. NCBI's taxonomy places the organism in Eukaryota, Fungi, Ascomycota, Sordariomycetes, Cephalothecales, Cephalothecaceae. Gene Ontology annotation, molecular function: RNA cap binding. The record is from RefSeq and is a predicted model, not a curated record. Gene Ontology annotation, biological process: mRNA stabilization; positive regulation of translation. The transcript is spliced from 3 exons. Gene Ontology annotation, cellular component: cytosol; cytoplasmic stress granule.
CCGGUCUCUCUGUACGCCCCCACGAGCCUUUUAAGGGCAAACGAACGAACAGUCAACCGUCGUGCGGAGAGGUUUUUCCUGACCUCUCCGGACAAGGCCUGAUUGGGGAGGCUUCUGGCUCAACCUCGGUCUCGGCACCUGGUGGAGGAGCCACACUCACCCCGAUUUCUUUUUAGGUACGCGGCAACUUCGUCUCAGUUGCACGCACACCUUGUUACGCCUUCUCAUUGGCUCCCAUGACAUCCAAGUCUGUCACGAAGAUGUCGAACACCACGUUUUCAUAUGCGCAAGCUGCGAAAGGACACACCGUCAUCCAGUCGAGCCCACAGCCCACUCUCAGUCCAGCACCGCCUUCGACAAGUUCGCAAGGGAGGGACGAUGCGACCACCGCCACAAAUUCGGUGACGGCGCCAUCCAUCACAUCCAAUGAUUCGGAUGUUCGUGAUACUGGAAAACUCACCCAAUCUGAAGGAGAAUCCACCCUCACGAAGCAGUCCUCGGACAUUGCUCCCAUCACCGGAGAUUCUGCACAUGCUGAGCCGAAUCCCCCCAUUGAGCAGCCAUCACCCGCUCUCGCCAAUGGGGAGACAGCCCCGAUCGAGUUGGUACAAGACCUGCCUCGAUCCGCUAGCCAAACUUCACGGUCAGCUUCGGACGUCGAUGCCAGGAAAGUCCGGAAGAGCAAGAAAUCUAAGAAUUCCGACAAGGACACUGAUGCCGAUAAGGAUCAAGAGGAAGAGAAGGAGAUGGAGCCAGCGAAACUAGUCCUGCUCUCUGAAGCUCCGAUACCCGCGGUCAACAUCUGGCAGAAGCGGAGAGAAGCCCUAGCGGCCAAGGGCAAGCCAGGCCCGGUCACCAGCAGCUCAGCGGCUGCAGUAGCCACCAUCAUUUCGAGUGAAGAGCCAAAGAGACGCAGCACCGUGGAAGGCAUCGAUACCCUAGGAGCGCCGCAGAAUGGCGCGAAUGGAGAGAAAUCCCAGAGGAAGUCUGCCGAUUUCUCCCGUGCUGCUGAACAAGUGCCCCGAAGAAGUGGGCCUCGGGGUGCUCGUACCGGCGAGUCGGUACCAUCUGUUUCAGAUUCGGCUUCAUGGCCCGACCCCAAGUCUGCUGCCACGUCCGAGGAAGGGAAGCGAAAGCCCCUAGACAAGGUCGAGCGGUUAGACAAAGAGAAGGAAGGCCAGGAUGAGACCGGCCCGGGCAAGCGCCAAAAGGAGAAGUGGGUGUCUAUCCCUUACGUGCCGACGGUCAACUUCCAGACUCCCAUUCCCCAGCGGGGCUCCAAGCCUCGGGGUGGUGCCCGAGGCGGACGUGACGCAGGCGGGAGAGGAGGACAUAGCUCUGCUGUGACUGCUGGUAAUGCUUCGGCCACCAGCCCUGCCACUGAUAAGGCCCCGGCAGCAGCCGGUGCCACGGUGGCCAAGGAGGGCCGUCCACGGGAAAGCAGUGGCCCGACUCGAGCGACUUCUCUGCCUCCCAAUGCGUCCAAGCGCGCAUCUACGGAUUCUACCUACACGCGGGAACUCCGCAAGCCUUCAGCACCAACUGGUGCCGAGAGGACGAGAGACUCGACCAUUGACCCUUCAGCGUCUGGGAGUGGGAAAGGAGAGAACACCCGAUCAAGUCGCUCCGAAUUUGUGCAGGGCAACGGUGAGCCGCCGCAGUACUCGGCUCGGCCCAGUUUUACCGACCGGCGAGUUGACCCAGCCGGGAAAGGAUUUGACGGGUUCAAAGAGGGAGGACCGUCGGCCGCCAAGGACCAAGCCUACCCUCCCCGGGAGCGAGGAGAGGGACGGGGCGAACGGAGCCGGGGUGGAUUCCGCGGGCGUGGGGGUCACAACAAUUCAGUCGGUGGCCAUCCUCCACUGAGUGGCUACCCCCCGAGUGCCCAAUAUGCUGUCCAGAAUCUUCCUGGACCACAACAUGGUCCGUACAGCCCGCCGCCUCACCAGAACGCAUUUGGGAAUAGCUUUGGCUCUGCACCUGCCAGAGGUGGCGUCCGUGGCAAUGGGCGGGCAAACUCUGGAUCGACUGGCUUCUCUCGUGGUCCUACAAACGGGGGUGGUCCGGCCUCGAGGCUACCCCACGUCAACACCAACAUUGGGGCGAUGGAUUACCCCAUGCACCCAUAUGGAGGCUACCAAUACCCUCCGACUUUCUACGACCCAAGCACCAUCCAGCUGUUGAUGCUGCAAGUGGAAUAUUACCUCUCGGUGGACAACCUGUGCAAGGACUUCUUCAUCCGCAAGCGGAUGGAUUCCAAGGGGUUCGUGCCAUUGACUGUUAUUUCCAACUUCAACAGGAUGCGGGACCUCGCCCCAGACAUCGAAGCCAUCCGAGCCGCGUGCGAACAGUCGGACAAGAUCGACUACAUUGUUGGAGACGAUAAUGUGGAGCGGUUGAGGCUGCGUGAAAGAUGGGACAGGUUCGUUCUCAACCUGGAGGAGCGCGAGGAAGAUGCACGCAAUGACGGCCCUGUCAACUGGGUUUUCAAGUCGAAGCACAGCCGGGCUUCUUAUUCGGCGCCCAUGAUGCCGACUGCCCCCUAUAUGGCCACUUCCCCAACCAUAUAUCCUUCCAAUUUCCCGGCCGAAGACCAGAUGUACCAGCCCGCGGCCUACAUGAAUGGUGGCCACUACGAGCCAGGCGUAAAUGGUGGAGAGACCAAUGGCCACCGUUAUGCAAUGGACUCCCAACUGUCCGCCACAGUCCCCGAGUUCUCACCCAGUGGACCUGGCCCUUUCACCCUUGAGAGUGUGACGACCUUCUCUGACAAGCAGGUCGAGGACUUAAAGGUGCUCGUCGGCUACAACAACAAAAAGGACGCACCCAACCUAGAUAGCCAAGCACACCCCGCUGUUAAUGGCGCUGUGGAUACUGCGGAUCAUGCUCAAGUAAAUGGCGGUAGCGUCUCACCCCUUCCCGCAGAUGUGUCUAGCCACCCUGCCCAACAAGGUGACGCAACCGAGCCUCGAUCGCCCACUAAUUCCCACCGGAAUGUCAUCUGGGCCAAGCAGCAGAAGGCUGAAGUUUCCGAGCCAGAGGAAGAGCCUUAUCCUGUAUUCCGAAAGAAGGCCCUCGAGCAACGACAGUUUGCCAAGUCGGGCGAGACACCACGGGCCAUGAAGAAUCUCUAUGAGUUCUGGUCCCACUUCCUCAUUGGCGGAUUCAACGCCAAAAUGUACGAGGAGUUCCGCAUCUGCGCUAUCGAAGACGCGUCCAAGGAGAGCCCAAGCAAGGACGGCCUCAGGUGUCUUGUCCAUUACUACAAGGAGCUCUUCUCCCGCGACGCCCCAAAGCCCUGGGGGAGUGACCGACCCAUCCCUGAGAUCUUCACCCUCCAUUACCAGGGAGCCCUGAUGCUCGACCCCAACUUGAGCACCAAUGGUGAUGUCGGGGUCUGAGGAUUGGUCUGCUGGCGGCCACAGAUUCCUACCUCUUUUGGAAUUCUCGCACGGUGGCCUCUUUCUUGGGAGCAUUGAUAGUGGUACCCAGGAAAAGCACCUACCUACCUUUCGUUUCGG